AUGGUGAGUGUAGGGGCUAGUCGUGUGCGGCUAAAUAUUGGUAUCUGUGAAGGGCUCAAGCCGAACUUGAUUCAAUUGGGCGUGGCCGACAAUCUGCCUAUCGAAAGCUUAAGGAAAAGUAAAAACACAUGGGGUCUCGAGGGCCAAGUAUAG
Penicillium oxalicum is the source of this 153-nucleotide messenger RNA. RefSeq lists its product as uncharacterized. Lineage: Eukaryota; Fungi; Ascomycota; Eurotiomycetes; Eurotiales; Aspergillaceae. Bases 1 to 153 code for a protein of 50 amino acids. The record is from RefSeq and is a predicted model, not a curated record. The transcript has a single exon.